This is a messenger RNA of Epithele typhae, 1509 nucleotides long. Its product is annotated as CK1/CK1/CK1-G protein kinase. Lineage: Eukaryota; Fungi; Basidiomycota; Agaricomycetes; Polyporales; Epitheliaceae. The coding region runs from base 1 to 1509 and encodes 502 amino acids. The transcript is spliced from 10 exons. Gene Ontology annotation, cellular component: nucleus; cytoplasm. Gene Ontology annotation, biological process: signal transduction; peptidyl-serine phosphorylation; endocytosis. Gene Ontology annotation, molecular function: ATP binding; protein serine/threonine kinase activity. The record is from RefSeq and is a predicted model, not a curated record.
AUGUCCUCCCACAGCACCUCCUCCUCCAACAAUGUCGUAGGUGCCCACUACCGGGUGGGCAAGAAGAUCGGCGAGGGCUCGUUCGGUGUUAUCUUCGAAGGCACGAAUCUUCUCAACUCGCAGACCGUGGCGAUUAAAUUCGAGCCGCGGAAGGCCGAGGCACCUCAACUUCGCGAUGAAUGUCGUUCAUAUCGCAUUCUCGCCAACUGCCCCGGUAUCCCCCAGAUAUACCACUUCGGGCAAGAGGGACUUCACAACAUCCUCGUCAUCGAUCUUCUGGGGCCUAGCCUGGAGGAUCUGUUCGACAUGUGUGGGCGCAAGUUCUCAAUCAAGACGGUGUGUAUGGCGGCGAGGCAGAUGCUUGCACGCAUACAAACGGUGCACGAGAAGAACCUCAUCUACCGUGACAUCAAACCCGACAACUUCCUCAUUGGCCGGCCUGGUACCAAAAACGCGAAUGUCGUGCACAUCGUGGACUUUGGUAUGGCCAAGCAGUACCGCGACCCGAAAACGAAGCAGCACAUUCCCUACCGGGAACGGAAGAGCUUGAGCGGGACGGCGCGGUACAUGAGCAUCAACACGCAUCUAGGAAGAGAACAAUCUCGGCGAGACGAUCUCGAGUCGCUCGGUCAUGUCUUCCUGUACUUUCUACGCGGCAGUCUGCCUUGGCAAGGUCUCAAGGCGGCGACGAACAAGCAGAAGUACGAGAAGAUCGGCGAGAAGAAGCAAACGACUCCCAUCAGGGAGCUUUGCGAGGGCUUCCCCGAGGAGUUCUCUAUCUAUCUCAAUUAUGUCCGAAAGCUUGGUUUCGAGGAAACUCCGGACUACGACUUCCUACGAGAGCUGUUCGCCAAGGUGCUCAAGAACAACGGCGACAUCGAAGACGGCGUUUACGACUGGAACCUGCUGAACGGUGGACGUGGGUGGGAAGCGUCAAUGGGUGGUGGUCAGAACCAGAUUCUGCAGCAAAUACAGAACACUCCUGCCGCCGCGCAGUACGACUCGCGCCGCGGGGACCGCACUGGACGCGGCGACGGCCGCCGUGCUUCUCAAGCUGGCGGUACUCCCGUCGUGCCGCCCUCGCCCGCGCUUGUCCGCGCCGGCUCGAAAACGCGGCACCCGGGUAACUUCACCCCCGGCAUUGGUGCGAGUCCGGGGCAAGUCACGCCCAUGUCGGCGGAGGCGCAGCUGGGGUAUUCGUCGCGCCGAAUGAGCCAACACGGCGGCGGGGCUUCGCAUCCGUAUGCGUCCGUCGGGUACGAUGGGCGGUACGACGAGUACUCGGCGACUCAGCAGCAGCAGCAGCAGCAGCAGCAGCCGCAGCAGCAGCAGUACGGGCGAGCGUCGCCGAUGGUGUCCAGCGUCGGCGCGGCUCCGCCUGCUCUGAGCAACGUGCGUGCGAUGGGUGGAGAGGUCGGUGUCGCGAACGGAGACGGGCACCACGGUCAGCAGGAGCCCGAGCCGCAACCCAGUGGGCUGUGGAAGAUCCUCACUUGUAGGUGUGGAUGA